Molecule: messenger RNA, 597 nt
Organism: Pseudocercospora fijiensis CIRAD86
Lineage: Eukaryota; Fungi; Ascomycota; Dothideomycetes; Mycosphaerellales; Mycosphaerellaceae
Exons: 5
Coding region: 1-597 (198 amino acids)
Source: RefSeq, a predicted model, not a curated record
AUGAGCAUCGGAUGGCAGGCCACGAACGCAGCGCAUACUGCUCCUCCUGACAUGCCACACAAUGGCCCACCUCCCGUUCACUGUCCUUUUCUCGCUUCCGUCCUGAAGCGUGGGUUCUGCCCUCCCAGCAAGUUCCGCGCGAUGAUCGACAACGAGACAAUUUCUGGAGUUGCGUACUCCUCAUCCAGCGUCUGCGGUCGGACAUUUCCAGCUUCGGAACUAACGCACAACGUGUAUGGCAGGAAAAACAUCGCUGCAUGGACAUUCGCAGCGAUGGAGAAAGCCAAAGAACGACUGGAAGCGCACUCCGUCAAAGCCCUCGCAUCGAUGAGGCAGGACAGCCGCAUCGCGCACUGUCUGUCUUCGAAGGAGAAGACCCGAACCUUCCGACUUGGUUUCCCUACGUCCAUCAUCAAGCGAAAGAGGCCACCGUGCAACGAUAACCCAGCGCCUUGUCCUGGCUUGCAGAGGGACAUGAUCUCUCCAUCUUCAAAUGGCUUUCGAAGGUUUCAGAAAUAUCGAGAGGCUUUGGUGCACACUCAUGAGGACGGAGUCCUGAGCAAAGCUGACUCUGGUGAAAACGUCCCGGGACGAUGA